GCCAGCCUUUUUUUUAAAAUGGCGCAUGCGCACCUAAUGUAGCGUCGAGUGAGUUGUUCUUUGGCGGGAAGUGCGCUUUAAAUUCUAGAAUCUAGAGGCUAAUAAUGCGGGGGAGUUCGGGGCCCCUAAGCGGCUGGUAGCUGUAUUGUCUUCCCACUAUUUCUUCUCUUUCAGACUCCUGUGUUAGUAUUCAACGCCUCCUCCAACUGUGUUUUUUUUUUUUUCCAACCAAGGACCCGCUUGUUCCAUGUGGUGCUACAGGCCUUCUACGAACCACAGAGUCUGAAAGAGUUGGAUUGAUGAAUGGGACUCUGAUUGCAGGCACACCCAUUGCGGUGGAUUUCUGGAAUAUAAGAAAAGCUAGCCAUGCUCGCUUAUUCUUUCUUUCUCACAUGCACAGUGACCAUACAGUCGGGCUUUCUAGCACCUGGAACCAGCCCAUCUAUUGUUCUCCUAUUACUGGUCAAAUCUUGCAUUUGAAAUUGAAGGUUGCUGAGUGCUGGAUCCACCCCCUUGAAGUGGGAGAGAGCCAUGUCAUGCCUAUGGAUGACAUCGGCCAAGAAACUAUGACUGUGACCUUGAUAGAUGCUAACCAUUGUCCUGGCUCUGUCAUGUUCCUCUUUGAAGGCUACUUCGGUGUCAUCCUCUACACAGGUGAUUUUCGUUACAACCCUGACAUGCAGCAGGAGCCAGCUCUGAAGAACUCAAAACUGAUCAACGUUCUCUACCUGGACACUACCAACUGCCGUCCUGAGCUUAUCCUACCAUCCCGGCAGAAGGCCACUGAGCAAAUCAAAGAGCUGAUCAGGGCCCACCCCUGUCACCUAGUUAAAAUUGGUACCUACACUUUGGGAAAGGAGUCCCUAUUGGUACAGCUAGCUCAAGAAUUUGACACUUGGAUUGUGGUGAGUCCUAGGAAGCUAGAGUUGAUGAAGCUACUGGGGCUGGAGAAUGUGUUCAGAACUGAGGAAGAGGCUGGUUGGAUUCACGUUGUGGAUUUUUCAGAAAUCUGCCAAGCAAAUAUGAUCAGCUGGAACCAGAGGCAUCCAACUAUAGCUAUCCUCCCCACCAGUCGGCCAGUGAAGAUCAAUCAUCCUGAUGCCCACAUUAUUCCUUACUCAGACCACUCGUCUUUCCAAGAGUUGCUGCAGUUUGUGGCUUGGCUGAAGCCCAGUUCCAUAAUCCCAGUAGUGAAGAUGGCAGAAUGUCAGAUGUAUUUCAAGCAGUACUUGAGAUCUGAAAAUGAGACACUUGAGCAGUCCAAAGUCCCUAAAUUAGUGAAAAGAUUCAUGCAGCUUCAAAGCAAGAAGCAGGGGAGGCCUUCAAAGAUGCUCAAACUAGCUUCCUGUUGCCAUGUUCCAAGGGGUGUUUUGUUUGAAGAUAGCCAGGAUGCAGAGGUUUCCCAGCAAAGCUGUCCAAAGCCCUUGAAGAAAUCUCUGCCUUAUUGUCAAAGAAAGUAUUCUGGAUACUCGCUGGAUAGAGGGAAGCGGAAAAUAAUGAUGGUAAAGCCUCAAAACCUGGAGGACCAGAGUGGGCAUUCUCCAGUACAGUCUGAUGCAACAUCUAUCAAACAUCAGUUAAAGGAAAAUAUUGCUGAUCAGUUCCAAAAAUAUCAGACAAGUGUAACAUCAAAGUGCCCACUGCCCUGUUUUGUCAGGACUCCUUGUUCCAGUUUGGGGGGUGAUAUUCAUCUUUGUCAGGUAGGCUUGAAAGACUGUGUCUCCUCAGCAACAUUGCCCCCUGUUCAAAAUGACAUCAAUUACACAUGUGGCUCCCAAAAGGACAUGGCAUUCCAGCCUGCCAAUCCAGGAGGCCUUCAGAAGUAUGACUUUUCUCCAUUGAAUAGCUCCAAGCGCUGGACCCUUCAAACCUUUGACCAGCAAGUGGAAACCUACUUAAAAAGAGGGAGGGUCCAAAUGCAGGAAGUAGGGCAAACUUGCACUCAGGCUAAGAACUCAGAGUAGAAGCAAAACUACUAGCAAAGAGGUUUUGUGGUACAAUAGUCUGUUUUCUUGAUAACAAAUUAGUCUGCCAGAGAGGCCUAGCUAAAGUUACACUACAUGUUUAUCGUUUAUUGAGAUGGAACCAUAUUCCCAUCAUUGACUUGGUUUAUGAAACAACAAUGAACUUUAUUGCCUGUAAUUUCAAGGCUGUGAUUUAGUCACUGCCUAUAGCUAAGUUACUGACUUAGUUUUUUCUGUCCACCUGCUUGUCCUUUAGCUGACAUUCAGCUGCUCUCAGCAUUCCCUUCCUUCUGGAUCAUCUUUAGAUCUCAUCAUACUGUUCUUGUAUGUUUUUCACCUUUUGGUUAAUUACCAACUUAUACUUUUAAGACCGAGGGGUUAUUCCUGUAUAGGCAGAGAUUCCUACAUUGUCUGUAGGUGGCCUGGUUUUGCUGAUUUUGUCAUCUGCACAUGGACCCAACACUGUUAGAUACUGUGAUUGUUUUAACGAUAUAUGAUGUAUUUUAAA
This is a messenger RNA of Heteronotia binoei (common prickly gecko), 2472 nucleotides long. RefSeq names its product DNA cross-link repair 1B (gene DCLRE1B). The record is from RefSeq and is a predicted model, not a curated record. Gene Ontology annotation, biological process: double-strand break repair via nonhomologous end joining; interstrand cross-link repair; protection from non-homologous end joining at telomere. Bases 300 to 1964 code for a protein of 554 amino acids. Gene Ontology annotation, molecular function: damaged DNA binding; 5'-3' DNA exonuclease activity. Lineage: Eukaryota; Metazoa; Chordata; Lepidosauria; Squamata; Gekkonidae. The transcript is spliced from 5 exons.